GAAUCUUCAAUUGGUGACUGUAGAAAUACUGGACAUGUUGAGGCAGAAAAUGUUGCUAAUCCAGAUCAAGUCCACUUGGAGUCACCAGUUAGUCCAGCUACCUUACCAGUGUCUACUGAAUUUGAAACUCAGACUUGCCAAUCAAGUAUGCAUGUGGAACAAAGUCCUGAAGCGCAACAGUCAACCUCAAUGAAAGAUCAACCUGCAGAAAAACGAGCAUGUAUUGUGGGUCCUGAGGCAGCAAUGCAGGAUCAGUCAGCAGAGGCUGAGCGAGCAGGUACCUUGGGUGCCAUAUCAGCUCAGGUUUUGCCGCUUGAAAUGCAAUCAUCAUCAACCUCAAUGCGGGGCGUUCCCUUUGUGUCUGGUCUGCAGAGUCCGUCUGUCCAUCAAAGUGUAGUACCUUCAUUGGAUCCACAUGCAGGAGUAGAGUUAUCUGGCACUGUGACACCUCAUGCUAUACAACCACCAGCCUCAAUGCCUGUGGAACAGAGUACCAGUCUGCCUGCCCAACAAAGCUUAGCAACAUUGCGUCAUCCACCAGCAGAAGCAGAACCAGCAGGUAUUCUGGCCACAGAGGUAGCUUGCGAUUUGCAGCCUGAAGCCCGACUGUCAACCUCAAUGCAGGAUCAACCUGCAGAAGAAGGAGCAUGUAUCUUGGGCGCCACUGCUGCUCGAGGUUCGCAGCCUGAAGUGCAACCAUCAACCUCAUUGGAUUCACAUGGCAGAGGAGAAUCAACAGAUACGUUGGGUGUGGUGACAGCUCCUGAUAUGCAAUCAGAAAUACAACCAUCAGCCUUGAUGCAGGAUCAACCUGUGGCAGCAGAAGGAGCAUGUGUUCUAGGCACGACAGUAGCCCAGGAUUUGCAGCCUGAACUGCAAACAGCAACCACAGUUCAGCAUGACCCACUUGAAAGAACACGCUCUGAAGAAAGGAGACAAGCUGGUUUUGAACCAAACACAGCAGCCAGUCCUGAGCAUGAUCUGCAGUCUGAAAUACAGCCAUCAGCCUUAAUGCGUGAUCGACCUGCAGGAGCAGAAGGAGCAGGUAUGGUAGGCAGUACGGCAGCCCAGGAUUUGCAGCCUGAACAGCAAUUAUCAACCACAGUUCAGCAUAUCCCUACCGGUCCUGAGCAGCCUACCCAACUCCCUCCAGUCACGCCAUUGGUGUUUAAUAAUCCAAUCAUUAGUGAUGAACCGCUGAGAAAUGAGUUGGAAAAAAUAAUUCAUUGGAGCACUUUGCUUGAUAAAGGCCAUGACGAUAAGAGAUCACAACUUCAGGCAGAGCGCAACCAAGAAUUAGAGAAGAUAAACAGGAAGUAUGACUCGUUAAUUCAACAAGAAGAUUCCGCUCAUCGUCUGAAGCGGACUCAGUUGAAUGGUAUCUACCAGAAAGUUUACGUGAGCAAAUCACUAGCUGAGAAUUUCCGACGCCAGUUCACACCAUCAGUUGCAUCUCAUGGGAGAUUGAUGAACCCUGUAAUGGAGCAGCUACCCGAGUCUUCUUCAGCGGCUCGGAUCGCAGCAUCGCCGUCGGUUAUCCCAUCACCAUCCCCCGGAGUGGCAGCGCACAGUUCAGCAGAACCCUCCGUCCGCCCUCCGCCGGUGGCUCUACCAUCCUCAUCACGGACCGUCCAGUCACAGUCAGCCAUGCCUGGCAAUCUCUCUGGAGCAAUAUCAUCGUCAGCCAUGCCUGGCAAUCUCUCUGGAGCAACAUCAUCGUCAGCCAUGCCUGGCAAUCUCUCUGGAGCAAUAUCACCGCCUUUUGUUCCAGCGCCUUCGCUACAUGCAAGCCACGGACCCGCCGGACCACAGCUGCGCCCUGUCCAGCCACAAUCAGUUCCACCCAGCAUUCUCUACAGAACAAUGCCACCUGCUAUUCCGACACCUCGGCCACAGGGCAGCUACGGGCCCGCUGGAGCAGCAGCACAGCAGCUGCGUGCGCCCUCUCCUCAUCUGCAGCACCUCAGGAUGCGCCCGCCAUAUGUCAUCCCCACAGACCACCACCAGCAGCAGCAGCUUCCUACCAUCAUAGGGGUUCCAGCGGGUGGGCAGUUUGCCACGGAGAGCCUAAGGCCGACGUUUCCGUUUCCGCAGCCAGGCGCCGUGCUAGCCUCCAUGACUCCAGCAGGCUCGGCUCACCAACCAGUGCUGCCGUCAGCGUCAGGCUCAAGCCCAGCUACCCCGUCGUACCUUUUGCCACCUGGCCGGCAUCUGGACCCUGUCUGGACGCCGAACCCCGCUCUCACGUAUGCCCAGGUCCAGCAGCAGGCAUCGUAUCUGAACAUGGCCUUGGGCGGCAGCAGCAGCAGCACCUCAGCAGGUCCGGCGGCGCCAGGAAGCCAGCAGCACGCCGGCGGCGCUCAGCUACCUGUCGUCCUCAACCAUCCAGGCCUGGAACCGUCACCGCCGCCGAACAGCAACCCGUACAUGCCGGCCAGGUUCGGCGUGGAGCCUGACAGCAGCAGUGGCGGCCCCAGCAACGCAGCAGGGCCGAGCGCGGAGGUCGUGUGCCUGUCCGACGACGAAGCCUAGUCGGCGCGAUGUGUUGUAGGCCAUCGUUUGCUUCACUUUUCUUGUGUUGUUGUCCUGAGUUGUCCACUUAGAAGCCGGUGUAGAGCCUUUAGCAGCGAAUAGCAUCCCUGUAGCCGAGAGAUGCCCCUGUUGAUAUGGUAGCAAUUUUUGAACUAACUCCAGUAAGUUGUUUAUAGUAGUGCCGGUUGUUUCAGCGAAUGCCCAAUUAACCCUUUGCGUGUUCUGUGCGAAUCUGACUGUGUGACUGACUGCCUGCCUGCUUUGGCCCUUGGUUAGGCCUUGUGAUCUCUGACAGUCUGAAUA
Messenger RNA from Triticum aestivum (bread wheat), 2835 nucleotides. Its product is annotated as nascent polypeptide-associated complex subunit alpha, muscle-specific form. The record is from RefSeq and is a predicted model, not a curated record. Lineage: Eukaryota; Viridiplantae; Streptophyta; Magnoliopsida; Poales; Poaceae. The annotation marks the transcript as partial. The transcript has 5 exons. Gene Ontology annotation, biological process: heterochromatin formation.